AUGGUGCUCGACCUUCUUGGCCUCAUGGGUUCCUACGCAGCCGGGACCUGCCAUGACACCUUCGCCACCAUCUGGGUCGUGGCGCUCGCUUUCCCUGUGUUGGCCUACAUCACGUACGCUUUCGUAUGCUACCUCUGCUUGCCCCUCCGCCGCGAAGCUCCCACCCCUAGAUACCCAAACGGGUACCAAGAGAAGGAGAAGAUCGAGGUGCUCAUGCUGCUGGCGACCUUUGCCGUCACCAUCUCCUACGCCGCCGGGCUGAAUCCACCUGGCGGCUUCUGGAGCAGCACCCUGCAGCAGAAGGAGGACGCCCGCCUUCUUCACCUCGCCGGCGAUCCGAUCAUGGAAGAUAGCUCGCUCCGGAGGUACCGGGCCUUCUUCGUCUGCAACACGACGUCGUUCAUCGCGUCCUUGCUCAUCAUCCUGCUGCUCCUGGACAAGAAGUUGAGCAGGACCAUCUCGGCGCGGUUCGUGGCGCUCUACGGCUUCAUCGCCGUGGCGCUCCUGGGCCUCAUGGGGGACUAUGCUGCUGGGAGCUGCAGGGAGACUGACAAUACCAUCAAGGUCCUCUCCCUGGCCGCUGCCGUUCCUGCCUGCGUAGUCCUGCAGCUGGCUCUCAACUAUGUCUUCUACUGGCCAAUCAAGAACAUGUGUGAUAAUUUCUCCGGAUGGUUGGGGAACUUGAUUCCCGGAGGUGCCAGCGCUCUCGCGGAUCCAGACUUGAAAAAUACUCGAUUUUUCGUUAUGGUACUUGCUAGCUUCGCGGUGAGCAUCACCUACCAAGCAGGACUGGAUCCACCAGGCGGCCUCUGGCAAGAUGAUCUAGAUGGGCAUAAGAUUGGCCACCCGGUGCUCCGGACGACAGAUCCUGCUCGGUACCAGGUGUUCUUCUACAGCAACUCGGCAGCUUUCGUGACAUCUCUGGUGGUCGUAAUGAUGGUCCAGAGCAAGUUUCUGUUGAAACGCCGCACAUUGGUGGCAGCCAUGGUGCUAGACCUGAUUGGCCUCGUCAUUGCCUAUGCCGCCGGGAGCACCAGGGAUACAAGCACGUCCAUCUAUGCAAGGAGUAGCUAG
Molecule: messenger RNA, 1074 nt
Organism: Triticum turgidum subsp. durum (durum wheat)
Lineage: Eukaryota; Viridiplantae; Streptophyta; Magnoliopsida; Poales; Poaceae
Source: the annotation of a GenBank genome assembly